GUAAGUGCAUGCAUGGCACUCGUCGUGCUCGUAAGACUAGCUCUGUGGCUUCUAGGCUCCUGCCUGGAGCUUGCCGCCCUAGUGCUCUUCCGGGGCCUGGCUCUCCUCGUCGUCGCCGCCGUGGACCUGGUCAGGCUGCCGGGGCAGGCGGCAGAUGCGGCGCUCGACGCGACCAAGGGCGUGCUUGAAGCGGCGGUCGAGUUCGUGUUCAACCUAAUCUGGGACGUGGCGGUGGCCGUCGUCUCGGCAUUUCUCGAGUCGCUUUGGAGCGUGGUGGCCGGCACGACCGAGUUCGCAGCGUCUACGGUUGUGGAGCUCAUGGAGGCAGCGCGGGACGGCAGUGAGGAGGCGGCGAAGGCGCUCACGGAGGCGCUGGAGGGCGCGGCGGAUGCGGUGGCCGGGACGCUGGUGAAGCUCGCGGAGAACUACACUGAUGCUCUUGUCCACCUCUUGCAAAAUCUCAUCUGAUGGUUCGACAUAAUGCAUAUGCCAGGCAACUCAUGUAUUGUACAUAGACUAGUAAGUUGCACAUGCUUUGCACGCUAGUCGCUAACAUAUAAAGACGACACCCUAGUAAUCCAUCA
Messenger RNA from Triticum aestivum (bread wheat), 584 nucleotides. RefSeq lists its product as uncharacterized. The transcript has a single exon. The record is from RefSeq and is a predicted model, not a curated record. NCBI's taxonomy places the organism in Eukaryota, Viridiplantae, Streptophyta, Magnoliopsida, Poales, Poaceae. Bases 13 to 468 code for a protein of 151 amino acids.